AUGGCAGCCCCCCAGAAACCAGCUGCCGGGCCGUUGGUGGGGGCCGUGGUCCAGGGCACCAACUCCACUCGCUUCCUGGUUUUCAACUCAAAAACUGCGGAACUACUUACUCAUCAUCAAGUGGAAGUAGCCCAGGAGUACCCCAAAGAAGGAUGGGUGGAACAAGACCCGAAGGAAAUCCUGCAGUCGGUCUAUGAGUGUAUAGAGAGAACGUGCGAGAAACUUAAGGAGCAGAACAUCGACAUAGCCAACAUAAAGGCUGUUGGCGUCAGCAAUCAGAGGGAAACCACCGUGGUGUGGGACAAGCUAAGCGGGGAGCCGCUCUAUAAUGCCGUGGUGUGGCUUGAUCUAAGAACCCAGUCGACUGUGGAGAGCCUUUCAAAGAAAAUCCCGGGCAAUAAUAACUUUGUCAAGUCUAAGACAGGCCUUCCACUCAGCACUUACUUCAGUGCAGUGAAACUUCGUUGGAUGCUUGACAAUGUGCUAGAUGUUCAAAAGGCUGUCGAAGAAGGAAGAGCUCUUUUCGGCACCCUCGAUUCAUGGCUCAUCUGGAGUAUGACAGGAGGAGUAAACGGAGGUGUGCAUUGUACAGAUGUAACAAAUGCAAGUAGGACAAUGCUUUUCAACAUCCAUUCUUUGGAAUGGGAUGCAGAGCUCUGUAAGUUUUUUGACGUUCCAAUGGACAUUCUUCCAAAUGUCUGGAGUUCUUCUCAGAUCUAUGGCCAAAUAAAAGGUGGGACCUUGGAAGGUGUGCCAAUAUCUGGGUGUUUGGGGGAUCAGUCCGCUGCAUUGGUAGGACAAAUGUGCUUCCAGGAAGGACAAGCCAAAAGCACAUAUGGAACAGGCUGUUUCUUACUGUGUAAUACAGGUCGUAAGUGUGUGUUUUCUGAACAUGGACUUCUGACCACUGUGGCUUACAAACUAGGCAAAGACAAGCCAGUACAUUAUGCCUUGGAAGGUUCUGUUGCUAUAGCUGGUGCUGUUAUUCGUUGGCUAAGAGACAAUCUUGGAAUCAUAGAGACCUCUGAAGAAAUUGAAACACUUGCUAAAGAAGCAGGUACUUCUUAUGGCUGCUACUUUGUCCCAGCCUUUUCAGGGUUAUAUGCACCUUAUUGGGAGCCCAGUGCAAGAGGGAUAAUCUGUGGUCUCACUCAGUUUACCAAUAAAUGUCAUAUUGGUUUUGCUGCAUUAGAAGCUGUUUGUUUUCAAACCCGAGAAAUUCUGGAUGCCAUGAACCGAGACUGUGGAAUUCCACUUACUCAUUUGCAGGUGGAUGGAGCAAUGACGGUCAACCAAAUUCUUAUGCAACUACUAGCAGAUAUUCUGCACAUUCCAGUGAUAAAGUCGUCUAUGUCUGAAACAACCGCACUGGGCGCUGCCAUGGCAGCAGGAGCUGCAGAAGGAGUAGGUGUCUGGAGUCUUAAACCCGAGGAUUUGUCUGUCAUUGGGAUGGUCCGAUUUGAACCACAGAUCCAAGCCACAGAAAGUGAAAUUCGUUACUCUACAUGGAAGAAAGCUGUGAUGAAGUCAAUGGAUUCUGUUCCAUCUCAGUCUCCCCAAGAAGACUUUUCUAUCUUCUCUAGUCUGCCUUUGGGUUUUUUUAUAGUGAGUAGCAUGGUGAUGUUAAUUGGAGCAAGAUACAUCUCAGGUAUCCCAUAA
Molecule: messenger RNA, 1659 nt
Organism: Otolemur garnettii (small-eared galago)
Lineage: Eukaryota; Metazoa; Chordata; Mammalia; Primates; Galagidae
Gene: GK2
Product: glycerol kinase 2
Exons: 1
Coding region: 1-1659 (552 amino acids)
Biological process (GO): triglyceride metabolic process; glycerol-3-phosphate biosynthetic process; glycerol metabolic process
Cellular component (GO): mitochondrion
Molecular function (GO): glycerol kinase activity
Source: RefSeq, a predicted model, not a curated record